Molecule: messenger RNA, 1160 nt
Organism: Hydra vulgaris (swiftwater hydra)
Lineage: Eukaryota; Metazoa; Cnidaria; Hydrozoa; Anthoathecata; Hydridae
Molecular function (GO): phosphatidylcholine lysophospholipase A1 activity
Source: RefSeq, a predicted model, not a curated record
ACGCUUGAUUGCUUUGCAAACAAUCUGCUGUAAAGCAAAACCUUUAAACUUUCUCGUUAAAAUGUUGACGUUUAAAGGUAAAAAUAUUGAGGGAUGCACCAUUUUUUUCUCGCAAUUCUAUUUAUAACAAGAUGGAUUCUUCAAUACGCAUUAGAAGCAGGUCCCGACUUAAAAAAUCCUUCCUUAUUUAACUAUAACCUCAAAGGAGUGAAGAAUAUUGGCGAUCAUGUAAAACACAUAUUAGCCUUCGGCGACUCUCUCACUGAAGGAUAUUUAGAAGGCGGUGCACGAUUUCACCCAUAUACUACAGAACUCGAAAAACUCCUUAAUACAAACUCCUUUAAUGGGACUCGUUUUCAAAUAAUCAAUGAAGGUAUGAGUGGGGAAUGUGCGUUCGUGGAAAUGAAUACUAGAUUACCUUUAGUGCUUGACUCUUAUGUUUUAAGAUUUGAUCUUGCUCUUAUACUCGGAGGAACAAACGACUUAAGAAGAUUAGACUGUGCAAAAAAAAUUAACGUUGCUUACGAAGUUAUAACUCUGCACAAACUGCUUCAUAAAAGAGGAAUUCCAACAGUUGUCAUAACAAUACCGGAACACGAUGACACUUAUCUAAGCGAGCUAAGACAAGAUUAUAACUCCGAAGAAUAUAAAAAAAUUCGCGAAGUUACAAACAAUAAAUUAAGAGGUUUCGCCAAAAAAAAUCCGACUAAAACGCUGCUGUGCGACCUUGCAAAACUAUUCCCAAUGUCAUCGCUAAAUCCUAGACAGCAUAAGCAAUUGUGGGACGAUACCGUUCAUCCAAGUGAGUUCGGUUAUAACAAAAUAGCAUCUAUUAUAUUCAAAGUAGUGAGACAAUUUUUUCGCAUCUAGUUUAAUUUAUCUUAAUUGAAAAAGCAAAUUUUUAAAAAAGGCUAUUAAAUUUUUAAAAGGCUAAAAAAUAAACCGUAAGAGCAACAUAAUUUAAUGUACCUCAAAAUGAAGAAGCAAAUAUUAAAAAAAAGAUUAUCAUAAAAAUUCAGGCAUUUGAGGAUCAUCCAACGAAAUGGACAUUAAAAAAACAACCAUAAGAGCUCUCAAAACUCACCAUUAUCUGAAGUUUUAUUCUACAAUCAUUCUAAAACAUUAUACAAAAUAUAAAAAUAUUUAUUUCUAUUUUUAAA